AUGGGCAAGCUCUGCCGGCACUGCGCGAUUAUUGUUUCAGUGCAGACAGAUCCAGAAGCAUUCGAAGACUAUCCUCUUCGCUCUGUCAACGCCUAUGUGGACUUGAUACAUCACAAGUAUGUCCAAGAACUCAUCGACUCUGCAGAGACCUGCCUCCUUUGUGAUUUCAUCCAGCAUUCUUGGUCACUGCCCAAACUUCUCAAACGCUACCCAAGCAUAAGAGAAGAAGACUACAAAUCACUCGAGCUCAAGUUCAAACUGACCACCAACGUGUCUGCUGCCGAUGAUGUAUCUUGCAACUUUCUUGGUGGAGAUAUAAUUGUGCCGUGGUAUGCUUUUGCGGAUAGCUUUAGAGUGACAAUCACAACUUGUCGUGAUGGCAGCAAGGCUAGCGAGAAUCCAAUUUGGAGCUGGAGGGAACCCUCCAAGGAAGACAAGAUCCAGACUAUCAAAUCUUGGUACGCAGACUGUGUGUCUCAGCACUCUGAAUGCAAACCUUCCUCUCACGGGUAUCCAAGGCGUCUCGUGCAGAUAGGCCCGGAGAAAAACAAUCUUCGCCUAGUAGACUCGCUUACACAACCUGAGGAACGUCCGGAAUACGCUACUCUUAGUUACUGCUGGGGGGCAUCACGUUCGUUUGUGACCACCAGGGACAAUAUCAGCUCUUUGCUCCAAAGCAUACCAACAGACUCUCUUCCCAAAACCUUUCACGACGCUAUAGAUAUCAUAUGGGAGCUCGGUCUUCGAUAUAUAUGGAUCGAUAGCCUUUGCAUCGUACAAGAUGAUUUUGAAGAUUGGCGUAGGGAAGCCAUAUGUAUGAAAGAUGUGUACGCAGGAAGUUCGGUCACCAUCUCGGCAUCAGAUGCACAGGAAAGCACGCAGGGUUGCUUUGUUGAUUUGGACCUAGAUCUUUUGGAGGGCCGCGCUUUGGCGUAUAAAAACAUGGGCGCGCGUUUUGACGACCAGACUUUCCGGAUUCGGGUACAUCAAGACGAUAUCCGGCGCCGGACAAGAAUUACAAAACUAAGUACCAGAGGCUGGACGCUACAAGAGCAACUACUAUCUCAUCGAGUGAUACACUGCAUGCAGCCUGAAGUUCACUGGAACUGCCACUGCAGCUAUUAUACAGAAUCCCAGGUUACUUUCGAAGCCGAGAGGUUCAAAUACUUCUCGUGGAAGUUCUUCCCGCAUGAUGCUUCCAUAGAAGAUAUGAAGAAGCUGUGGCUAAGAUGGAUGACCGACUAUUCUAAACGAGAACUUACUGUUGCGGGAGAUCGCCUUGCAGCUCUGGUGGGCAUGGUACAGUACUUUCGUGACAGGACUAGGUUCAAACACUUGUUGGGCUGUUGGCGCGAAACACUUAUCGACGAGUUGUUAUGGAUUCGAUGUGGCGAAAUUAUUGAUCCCUCGGAAGCUCUUCCUCAAAUCCCAUCGUGGUCAUGGCUCACACGCAUUGGAGUCGUCCAUAACAGCUUCUGGUCUCGAUCCAUGGAUGAUGAACCUUGUGAUGUGAGAGACCACACAAGCAUUGUGGAGGUCAACAUCACAUGGACAGGAGAGCCAAUGGUCUCAGAGAUCUCAUCCAGCACCAUGAUCCUCGAAGGGCCAACUCGGGAGAUAAGACUACGUCCAGACCCCAGGACUGUGGCUUUCAAUCCUCCCUGCUUCAACAUCAACGAUGAGGAGCUUGAUUUUCGGGCGGGUCCAAUGCCCUGGCGAUGUUCAGGAAUGUUCGAUUUAGAAGAGGAAAGGGAUGACGAUUUGUUUACCUGUCUCCUUGUGCGAUCAGUUACGGUCAAAACUCAGGAUCUACAUAUGAAUCGAUUUCAAGAAACAUGUUUGGUCUUGGUACCUGUUGAUUCUGAAGGUGCCCGGUGGAAUCGUGGUCCAAAGUCGCCUGUGGAGAAUCGCCAUCCACUUCUACCAAUGGCUCCACCGGCCAACAAAGAUUAA
This is a messenger RNA of Fusarium coffeatum, 1953 nucleotides long. RefSeq lists its product as uncharacterized. NCBI's taxonomy places the organism in Eukaryota, Fungi, Ascomycota, Sordariomycetes, Hypocreales, Nectriaceae. The record is from RefSeq and is a predicted model, not a curated record. The coding region runs from base 1 to 1953 and encodes 650 amino acids. The transcript has 3 exons.